AUGAAUUUUGCAUCGGCGAAUAUUGGACGUAAGAUAGCAGGAGUGGGAGUGGACAUUGUCUAUUUGCCAAGAUUUGCUCAUCUGCUAGAGAAGUAUUCUCCAUUCGACCCGCGUAGUCGUUCCACUUUCGAUAAAAUAACACAAAAGUUUAUGCAUGAAAAGGAAAGAUUUCAUCUUAGUAAUCUUCUUAUCGAAGAAAACCGCUUAAGUCCGCGAUUGCAAGAAUAUAUGGCGGGUAUUUGGGCUUUGAAGGAAUGUUCAUUGAAAGCCUUAUGUUGCCGUGUUUCAAAGCAUGAUCUACCUCCUGCCCAAGUACUGUAUGCCGGAAUGCUAUAUAAAACGCAGAACGAUGCAGGUGUGCCCCGAUUAGAGUUUGAUAAGAUGUUCGAUAAAAAGUAUCCAAAAUAUCAACAGCUCUCGAAAAUGUAUGGCUCCCUCUUCUCUACCCAUGAGUUCCUAGUGUCACUAUCACAUGACAAAGAUUAUUUGAUUGCAAUAACAAACUUGGUGGAAAGAGAAUAA
Messenger RNA from Saccharomyces paradoxus, 522 nucleotides. RefSeq names its product holo-[acyl-carrier-protein] synthase (gene PPT2). Gene Ontology annotation, molecular function: magnesium ion binding; holo-[acyl-carrier-protein] synthase activity. NCBI's taxonomy places the organism in Eukaryota, Fungi, Ascomycota, Saccharomycetes, Saccharomycetales, Saccharomycetaceae. Gene Ontology annotation, cellular component: mitochondrion. The transcript has a single exon. The coding region runs from base 1 to 522 and encodes 173 amino acids. The record is from RefSeq and is a predicted model, not a curated record.